Molecule: messenger RNA, 1699 nt
Organism: Dromiciops gliroides (monito del monte)
Lineage: Eukaryota; Metazoa; Chordata; Mammalia; Microbiotheria; Microbiotheriidae
Gene: ACP5
Product: acid phosphatase 5, tartrate resistant
Exons: 5
Coding region: 286-1266 (326 amino acids)
Biological process (GO): bone resorption
Molecular function (GO): ferric iron binding; acid phosphatase activity; ferrous iron binding
Source: RefSeq, a predicted model, not a curated record
CCUCCGAUUCAGAAAGCAAAACUCUGCCUCUGCUCUGCUCUGCUCUGCGCAGCUUCCUCUAGGGUCUCUGUUUACUUCAAUGUUAUGUCCCAGAUUGGAGCUGACUUUCAACAGGUUGUAGGCUUUGGGCAACAGAUUUCUUCAAGGACCCAGGCGGGCCCCACUUCCAGCACCCUUGGCUCAAGAUUUUUGUAGAUGAGUCUCACAGACCUGUGCCCUGGAAAUCGAAGCCUAAUCCAGGCACCACCUCCCUCUUAUCCAAGAUCAACAGGGAAGAGGCCAUAGAUGGAGACCGCGGUCCUACUAGCCUUCUUCCUGCAAGGGGCCCUCACUCUCUCACUGACAGACAAUUCGGUCCCCACCUUACGCUUUGUGGCUGUGGGGGACUGGGGAGGGGUCCCGAAUGCCCCUUUCUACACAGCCAGAGAGCAGGCAAACGCGAAGGAAAUUGGGAGGACGGUGGAAACCCUGGGAGCCAACUUCAUCCUAUCCCUUGGAGACAACUUCUACUUCACUGGUGUUCAGGAUGCUGAGGAUAAAAGAUUCCAGGAAACCUUUGAGGAAGUUUUCACGGCCCCCUCUCUUCAAAACAUUCCCUGGUACGUGCUAGCUGGAAACCAUGACCACCUGGGGAAUGUUUCAGCUCAGAUUGCCUACUCCAAAGUCUCCAAGCGCUGGAAUUUCCCCAGCCCUUAUUACCGUCUCAGAUUCAAAGUCCCCAAAACGAAUGUAAGUGUGGCCAUUUUUAUGCUGGACACUGUGACACUAUGUGGGAAUUCAGAUGACUUCCUGAGUCAACAGCCUGAGAGACCCAAGGAUUUGAAACUGGCACGAAGCCAGCUGUCCUGGCUAAAGAAACAACUAACCAAUGCCAAAGAAGACUACUUAUUGGUAGCUGGCCACUACCCUGUGUGGUCAAUAGCUGAGCACGGACCUACCCAUUGCCUUGUAAAGCACUUACAGCCUCUGCUGGUCAAGUACAAGGUCACAGCUUACCUGUGUGGCCAUGACCACAACUUACAGUACCUCAAGGACAAGGAUGGCGUGGGUUAUGUGUUGAGCGGGGCAGGAAACUUCAUGGACCCCUCCAAGAAACACCAACGUAAGGUCCCUGAUGGUUACCUGCGUUUUUACCAUGGGGCCCGAGAGUCCCUGGGUGGCUUCGCUUAUGUGGAAAUCACCUCCAAGGACAUGAGUGUCACUUAUAUUGAGGCCACAGGCAAAUCUCUCUAUAAGACAAGUCUGCCCCGUCGAACUGUGCCCUAGACCCUCUCCCCUUACAUUGCCCAACACCUCUCACAUUUGGACUGGUAGGCUGGUCUUCCUUGGGGCUAGGAAUAUGCAAAAAACUAACUCAUCAAUCCUGGUCUCCCAAAAGGCUUUGCUGGCUAGUAGGUGGGAAUUGUCUAUUACUUACAGAAGUAGGGAGUCCCACUUGAUUAGUCUAGGGGGAGGGCACAGGUUUACAAAGAACCUGGAAGAGCUUUUGGUCCAGGAGGCCAAAGCUCAGCACCAACUGAUGUGAUCAUGCCAAUAUGGAUGAGGAACAAACAUUUCUAAAGAGUAACUUUUCACUCCUAUGUGAUUAUCACUCCCAAUCCUGAUCUUAAGGAGAAACUGGGACAAAGGGAACUCUCUUUCCAAAGAAAGAUAUUUUCUGUUGUUGCAUUUCAAUAAAAUGAUUGUUACAAAGGCUAAA